Messenger RNA from Myodes glareolus (Bank vole), 3351 nucleotides. The record is from RefSeq and is a predicted model, not a curated record. NCBI's taxonomy places the organism in Eukaryota, Metazoa, Chordata, Mammalia, Rodentia, Cricetidae.
AUGCCCCGGGCGCCCCCGGCGCGCCCCCCUCCCCCCCCCGCCGCCCCCAAAGGGGCGAACGACGCCAAGCUCUGCGCACUCUACAAAGAGGCCGAGCUGCGCCUGAAGGGCAGCAGCAACACCACGGAGUGCGUUCCCGUGCCCACCUCCGAGCACGUGGCCGAGAUCGUGGGCAGGCAAGGCUGCAAGAUUAAGGCUUUGAGAGCCAAGACCAACACCUACAUCAAGACACCUGUGCGAGGUGAGGAGCCCGUGUUCAUGGUGACUGGGAGGCGGGAAGACGUGGCCACAGCCCGGCGGGAAAUCAUCUCAGCAGCUGAGCACUUCUCCAUGAUAAGAGCCUCACGCAACAAAUCUGGCGCCGCCUUUGGUGUGGCCCCUGCUCUGCCGGGCCAGGUGACCAUUCGUGUUCGAGUGCCCUACCGUGUGGUGGGACUGGUGGUGGGCCCCAAGGGAGCGACUAUCAAACGCAUCCAGCAGCAGACCAACACAUACAUCAUCACCCCCAGUCGGGACCGCGACCCGGUGUUCGAGAUCACCGGCGCCCCAGGCAACGUGGAACGUGCGCGGGAGGAGAUCGAGACGCACAUCGCUGUGCGCACCGGCAAGAUCCUCGAGUACAACAGCGACGGCGACUUCCUGGCUGGCAGCCCCGACACUGCGCUGGACAGCCGCUACUCGGACGCCUGGCGGGUGCAUGCUCCGGGCUGCAAGCCGCUUUCCACCUUCCGGCAGAACAGCCUGGGCUGCAUCGGCGAGUGCAGCGUGGACUCGGCCUUCGAGGCCCCGCGCCUAGGCGAGCAGGGCGGGGACUUUGGCUACGGCGGGUAUUUGUUUCCGGGCUACGGCGUGGGCAAGCAGGACGUGUACUACGGCGUGGCGGAGACGAGUCCCCCGUUGUGGGCGGGCCAGGAGAACGCCACGCCCACCUCGGUGCUCUUUUCUGCCUCUUCUUCUUCGACCAAGGCACGUGCAGGCCCACCGGGUGCACACCGCUCUCCAGCCACCUCUGCGGGGCAAGAGCAGCUGGCCGGGCUCCCUCGGCGACCGCCUGGAGAGCCGCUGCAGGGCUUCUCUAAACUGGGGGCGGGAGGGCUGCGGAGUCCAGGCGGCGGGCGGGACUGUAUGGUGUGCUUUGAGAGCGAAGUGACAGCAGCCCUGGUGCCCUGUGGACACAACCUUUUCUGCAUGGAGUGUGCAGUACGCAUCUGCGAGAGGACGGACCCAGAGUGUCCUGUCUGCCACAUCACCGCCACGCAAGCCAUCCGAAUAUUUUCCUAAGCUCCCUGUCCCUGGUCUGGGCCCGCUGCCCAGGGUGACACCCUGGACCUGUAGGGCCUUUUGGAAAAUCAGUGACUACAGGGCAAGGUGCUUAGAAAUAUUCGCUCCCUGGGGUGGGGAAGGGAGGCAUGAGUGGCUGAGGGGGCAGCCACUUUCAGAACCUCUGGUUACCCUUUGGGAGGGGGCCAGACCGUAAGUUUUACUAGAGUUACAACUCUGAUACCUCAACACACCCUUAAAUCUGGAAGCAGCUAUGAGAAGCUUUUGUUUAGCCUGAAGUGUCCACCAGGACAUCCUGACCUUUCCCUUCUCCCCAUCUGUGUGUCAUUUUACCCCUUCCUCUGUGGAGGGGUAAGAGAACACAGGAGGGGGAGAAUUGCCAUCUGUAACCAGAGGUGCUCUUAGUGAUCCCCGCCCCUCUGGUCCUGACCUCCACCUCCUAACAUAACCCUUUAUCCCCCUCCCCACGCAUAUCCGGAGUUCCCAACAGUAUGAGGGAGAUGGGGGCCUAUCAAAGAUCUGGACUGGAGGAGGAGGCCAAUCAAUAAAGGGCUCACAACUCAUCUGUCUUACAAAGCUGGGCUAGAGAGAUCUGGAAAGAGGGGCUUCUCUUUUUGCUUGGCUUUUCCCCAACUUUUCCUCUGGGUUUGCCCUUUGCUUUUUUUCUAUUUCUUCAAUCCCCCCUCCCCUGGCUGUCCUCUUUGUCUUUCUUCCUUUCCCCCUUCCUGCCCCUUCUAGCCCAGCUUUGGGGAUACCAUCCUCCUGGGGAGAAGUGCCCCCAGUUCCUCUUCAUGUACUGGAUAGCUCUGUCCCCCACUCCUCCAAAGAACCAGUUCCAGUUCUUGAUGGAAUGUAGCCGUAGACUCAGUGACAGUUCGAGAGAGAAACUGAUAAUGGGGGUACGUAAGGGUUGAAACCCACCUUCAUCAUCUAUGGGCAUUAUACUUAGGGAGCACUUCUCCUGGGUCUUCUGGCCAAGGGAAGGGAAAAUGAGAAGUAGGAAAAGUCUUGGGGCAGGAAAGAUGUGGAUGGACGGCUCCCCCUCCCCCUCACCUGCAGUGGCCUACCCCCUGACCUCGCUGCACCAGCUGGACCAUUAUUGAAUCCGUAUUAGCCACAAAUCAUGAAGUCUCUGUCUUACCCACUGGCUGAGGAGAGAGGCCAGAUCUUUGGUGAGGGUCAAGCCUGGGCAAAGCAUUGAGGCGCAGUAGGGCCUGUUACAAGAAUCAGGUGUUGUGAUAGGGCCUGGCACCCUUUGUCUGUCCCGCAGCCUCCUACCCUCCUGGUUCCGCUGGCCGGGCCGGGAGAGGAUGGGUGAUGGGGAGGCCCGGGAGGCCCAGGAGAUGCUUGUAUAUAGUCAGGUGGGACUGAGCUCUUCCUGCUCAGAAGUCCCAUUCUUCCUGGAUAGGGAAAAGAUGUGGGAUGAGGGCACAGAGGGAGGUCCUCUCUCCCCUUUGCCUAUUGUGAAUUACCUUGCCUCUCCUCAGCCUUCCCCUCCAUACCACCAGCCUGGGAGGGGAGAGGAAGGAGGCCACAGCCCAGAAAACUGGCCUGUGGCAGCUUCCCUCCUUUCCCCCAAUGUGAGCCAUCUUGAGAUGUCUGUACAAUAGAAACCAAACCAAAUGGGCACCCUGGGUUGCCCAGGGGCAGGGGAUGGGAGGGGGCGGGAAGAAGGGAUGUCUGUCUGUCGACCCCCUCCCCCUCUCCCCCCACAAAGGCAAAGACUGUUACACUGGGGCUCCACAGAUCCAGUCCCACACCCUUGCGGAGUGAGCCUUUCCUAGAAACAAGCGCAAAACGCAAAAGUGAGCGACAAGAGAGAAAGCAAUGAGGGAGUGAGAUGGUGACCAACAGGAGAGGAAACAAAAAUAGCAAAAAAGAAAAAAAAAGCAGUUCUUUAUAAUUUAAUAUUCUAUUUUAAUAAAGGCAUUUAUUACCGUAUAAAUGUAGCAAAGAACCUGGGCUAAUAUGAAAAAAAGACUUUUUAUUAGGUAAUUUAUUAUAUGAAAAGGAUAUUUUAUUUUAUGAUAAAGUGAUCCUUAAAAAAAACUUUAGAAGGUUUAGAAUAUA